Molecule: messenger RNA, 282 nt
Organism: Striga hermonthica
Lineage: Eukaryota; Viridiplantae; Streptophyta; Magnoliopsida; Lamiales; Orobanchaceae
Source: the annotation of a GenBank genome assembly
AUGCGAGCCAAGGACCAACUGGCCCAAAUCCUGUUGAUCGACCACUCAUCGCGAAGCGUAGAGAGCCAUUGGCCAGUCGAGCCCGCUGCACCGGGCCUCAUGGGAUCUCCAUCUCCAUUUCAGUUCCCUAACUAUACUAACACGUCGCCUCAAAGCUCGAUCGACUCAAUUAACGACCAAGAAAUCCAAAGUCGAGACGAGUACUUAGUCGACGAGAGAAGAGCUUCACGAACUGACCUAAGCGAGCUCCAGGCCCUGGCGCUUAGAAUGAUGAACGGUUGA